CGCGCCGGGCACAGGCCGCCGAGCCGCGAGCCUGCGAGACGCGCGCGCCGGUCCGAGUCCCCGCGCCCCGCACACGCCGCGAUGGCCAGCGAGGAGCUGGCGCGCAAGCUGCAGCGGAGACUGCGGGCCGCGGGAGCGCAGGGGGGCUGCCCGGAGCCCGCACCCCUCGCCGCCGCCGCCGCAGCCCCGGAGCCCGAGCCCGAGCCGCCCGCCGGGGCGCCCGCCGCCAGCGCCGACGCCGACGCCGAGCUGAGCGCGCAGCUGAGCCGCCGGCUGGACAUCACCGAGGGCGCGGCGCGGCCCCGCCGCUGCAAGGUCUUCAACCCCUACACCGAGUUCCCCGAGUUCAGCCGCCGCCUCAUCAAGGACCUGGAGCGCCAGUUCAAACAGUAUGAUGCUGGACGGGACGGCUUCAUCGACCUGAUGGAGCUGAAGCUGAUGAUGGAGAAACUGGGGGCCCCCCAGACCCACCUGGGCCUGAAAAGCAUGAUCAAGGAGGUGGACGAGGACUUUGACGGCAAGCUCAGCUUCCGUGAGUUCCUGCUCAUCUUUCACAAGGCUGCCGCAGGGGAGCUGCAGGAGGAGAGUGGGCUGAUGGCCUUGGCAAAGCUGUCCGAGAUCGAUGUUGCCCUGGAGGGCGUCAAGGGUGCCAAGAACUUCUUUGAAGCCAAGGUCCACGCCUUGGCCUGUGCCAGUAAGUUUGAAGCUGAGCUGAAAGCUGAGCAAGAAGAGCGGAAGCAGGAGGAGGAGAAGAGGAGGAUCCGCCAGGCCGCCUUCCGGGAGCUCAAGGCCACUUUUAGCACAUAGUCGGGGGACCUUGACCUCUGUCUACAGCUGUGCCUCACAGAUGCCCCUGGGAGAGCUGGCCAGGCAUCCUGGCCCCCAACUUGAUUCCUUGCCCCAACCAGCCUCCACACCCAGUCAAGCAAACUCCUUCGCCUCAGGGCAGCAGGGAGCGCUCUCACCCCCAGGUGAGAGAGACUAGCUGUUCCUUGCCUUUCUUUUCCUCCCACGUUGCUCUGCCCUUUUCUGUAGCCAGAACGUGCCUCGGUUUGGCCACCUGUGACUUUUCCUUGUUCCUUUUCCUCUUCCACAUUAAAGAGUGGCAACAAAUUGUACAGACACUUCUUCCCUUGGUGGUCCUCAGAGGAGAGGAUCCUUGGGGGCUGUGAUGUUAAUGUUGCCCAUUUUCUUGGGUAAUUCUCUGCCCCGCCCUCCCACUCCUCCGUCCCCCCCCCACCCCUUUUGUUUCCCAUCAGCUGCCCUGUUCUCAUUCUUAGCCUGAGCCUGCCAGUUGCCUUUGCAUCCUCAUCUUUUGAGGGUGGUGAAGUUUGAGGCAGGUCAAACUGGACGGUUGUCUGUCCCCUCGCCAACAGGGGGUGUGGCAUGCUGCCAAGAUGACACAAAAUAGAGAAAAGAUAAAUUCUGUUCCUUUCCAUCACUUUCCUCCUGUCCCCUAGCAUUUCCCCCAGACCCACCUUCAUUCAUGCCUCCCCAUUUCAGCCUUUUUUUCUACCCCUAAAUACUCUACUACAUACUUAUAAUAAAAUAAUAAUUAGAAGUACUAUUAACGAGUAGAAAAAUUCCUGCUAACUCUGACUCUAUGCAAAUUAUAUUACAGUAGACCCCUGACAUUCACAACUGACAAAUCUAGAGUCUUUUAAAAUCCCAAAGGUCAUGUCCACCCUCAUCAUGUGGAAAGUUUCCAACAUCCGCUCCAAAGCGGUGACGGUGUUCUAAACCUCCCGCACACAUUUUCAAAUCUCCAGGGUUCUUGGGAUUGUGUACACAUGCCAGGGGUUUAUUGUUGUAUUUUUAAAAAGUAAUUCCUAAUGUCAUAUUUAUUCCCUUUUGUAACUGCUGUCUUUACAAUAAAGAAAACAUCUGCAGUUCUACCUUACAGCUGUCUCUUUUUAAAUAAACUGUGCAAUUAGACUUUGCCAUCA
Messenger RNA from Pipistrellus kuhlii (Kuhl's pipistrelle), 1946 nucleotides. It is a transcript of the gene EFHD1, whose product is annotated as EF-hand domain family member D1. Gene Ontology annotation, cellular component: mitochondrial inner membrane. Lineage: Eukaryota; Metazoa; Chordata; Mammalia; Chiroptera; Vespertilionidae. The transcript has 4 exons. The record is from RefSeq and is a predicted model, not a curated record. Bases 82 to 807 code for a protein of 241 amino acids. Gene Ontology annotation, molecular function: calcium ion sensor activity.